Molecule: messenger RNA, 689 nt
Organism: Andrographis paniculata
Lineage: Eukaryota; Viridiplantae; Streptophyta; Magnoliopsida; Lamiales; Acanthaceae
Product: peroxiredoxin-2B
Exons: 3
Coding region: 63-551 (162 amino acids)
Biological process (GO): cell redox homeostasis; hydrogen peroxide catabolic process; cellular response to oxidative stress
Cellular component (GO): cytoplasm
Molecular function (GO): thioredoxin peroxidase activity
Source: RefSeq, a predicted model, not a curated record
CCCAUCCGAUAUAAACUAAUCAAACAAAAAACCGCAUUCAACAGAGCACAGCAAUCGCAUCCAUGGCUCCGAUCGCAGUAGGUGACUCCAUUCCCGAUGGAAACGUGUCGUUCUUCGAUGAGAAGGAUGAGCUCCAGACCGUGUCGAUCCACUCGCUCGCCGCCGGAAAGAAGGUCAUCCUCUUCGCGGUUCCCGGCGCCUUCACCCCUACCUGCAGCAUGAAGCACGUUCCUGGUUUCAUUGAGAAGGCGGAGGAAUUGAAGGCGAAAGGCGUUGAUGAAAUCAUCUGCAUCAGUGUGAAUGAUCCAUUUGUGAUGAAGGCGUGGGCAAAGACCUACCCUGACAACAAGCACGUCAAAUUUGUGGCUGAUGGCUCUGCAAACUACACUAAAGCACUCGGUCUUGAGCUCGACCUCACCGACAAGGGAUUGGGCGUUCGCUCCAAGAGGUAUGCACUACUUGUUGAGGACCUCAAGGUUAAGGUAGCCAACAUCGAGGCCGGCGGUGAGUUCACUGUCUCGGGUGCUGAGGAGAUCAUCAAAGCUCUGUAAUCUUCUGUGGUAUUGCUUCAUUCUAUUGAAGUCUCCCUAUGUUUUGACGGAGAUAUUUACAUGAUUUUGUAUCCCGAUGCUGCUGCAGUGUUUGCUUUUGAAUCUUGCCAAUAAAAUAUUGCUACGAAUCUUUCUAUC